GUUGGUCUUGCUCUCUUCUGGGUGACGCGGAUUGGAAAGGGCUCCUCACACUUACACCAAAGUUUUUUGCAUCCAUUCUGAAACUGCAAAUACACAUAAUCCACUCCAGAGAGGAGCCAUGAAGUGGACCUGGGUGUUUGUGGGAGUUUUGCUGUCCUUUGGAGGGUUCUCACUUGGUAAGGACAGUUUGGAUUUCCCCGAGUAUGACGGCAAGGACAGAGUCCAUGACCUCCACAUCAAGAACUACAAGUCUGUGAUGAAAAAGUAUGAUGUCAUGGUGGUCUACUACCAUGACCAUCCCGGAUCCAGCCGCGUCGCCCAGAAACAGUUUGAGAUAGAGGAGUUGUCCCUUGAGCUUGCGGCCCAGGUCCUAGAGGAGUUUGAUGAUGAGGACAUUGGAGUUGGACUCAUUGAUGCAAAGAUUGACAAGGCUUUAGCUAAAAAAUUGGGGCUGCAAGAGUCCGACAGCAUCUUCAUCUUCACAGAUGACGAAGUCAUCGAGUACGAUGGAGAGCUUUCAGCAGACACUCUUGUGGAGUUCAUCUUUGAUCUCCUUGAAGAUCCUGUCGAAAUUAUUGACAACAGUAGGGAACUGAAAGGCUUUAAGAACAUUGAAGAGGAUAUCAAAUUGGUGGGCUACUUUAAGAGUCACAAGUCAGAAUAUUUUGACGCUUUUGUUGAUGCUGCUGAAGAGUUCCAUCCUCACAUCAAGUUCUACGCAACAUUCAAUGCCAAGAUUGCCAAGGCUUUGGACCUCAAGCUUAAUGAGGUGGACUUCUAUGAACCCUUCAUGGAUCAUCCAGUUGUGAUCCCAGGCAAACCUUAUACUGAGGAUGAGCUGGUGAAAUUCAUUGAAGAAAAUGACAGGCCAACUCUAAGGAAGCUGCAGCCCCACAACAUGUAUGAAAUCUGGGAUGACCAUGUUGAUGGCGAACACAUCAUCGCUUUUGCUGAGGAGUCUGAUCCAGAUGGCUUCGAGUUCUUGGAGAUUCUGAAGCAAGUUGCCGAGGACAACACGGAACACCCUCACCUUAGUAUUGUCUGGAUUGAUCCUGAUGACUUCCCCCUGCUUGUGCCUCACUGGGAGAAGAUUUUUGGAAUCGACCUGUCCUCCCCACAGAUCGGUGUUGUGGAAGCUGAUGAUGCUGACAGCGUGUGGAUGGACAUGGACGGUGAGGACAACAUGCCAUCUGUGGACGAACUAGAGGAUUGGAUUGAGGAUGUUCUGUCAGGAGAAAUUGAUCCGGAUAAUGAUGAUGACGACGACGAUGACGAUGGCGAUGAUGAUGAAGAUGGUGAUGAUGAUGAUGACGAUGAUGAUGAUGACGAUGAUGACGACGACGAUGAUGAUGAUGACGAUGAUGAUGACGAUGAUGAUGAUGACGACGAUGAUGAUGAUGACGACGACGAUGAUGAUGAUUAAUAAAUUAGGAAAUCUCCAAUGCAUCUGACCAAUGCGGUUUAAAGUGCUAUUAUGAACAACAAAUACAUCGGAAUCAUUCAUUUUCAUAUCUUACCUUUAUCAGCCUAACUAAAUUCCGUUAUUACUCCCCAAUCAAUUCCCAUAUACAAUUCUUUCAUUCGUGUAAGUCUGGGGGGAAAAAAAUCCAAUCUUUGGCAUGUAAUGCUCGUGCUUUUAUAUGAUUAAGGUUGGUGUUCUACUAAAUACUGGAGCGUUACAGUAUUGGACUGGAUCAUAUUUAAUAUAUGUUCACUCUUUUUCUCAUUUUCCUCAGUGCAAAAACAUCAACUCAAAUCCACAGGUGCUAGCAACUUUUUACAGAUGGGUGUUUAUGUAUCACCAGCAUAUGCCAAAUCCUUGUGACACUGUACAUCAAAUGAUGUUUUCUACAACAAUGAAGUACAACAACAGCCAUAUUUUAUUUUUGUAAUGAGAGAAAUUACUGUGAAGUCUUAAAUAAAUGACAGA
Molecule: messenger RNA, 1930 nt
Organism: Syngnathoides biaculeatus (alligator pipefish)
Lineage: Eukaryota; Metazoa; Chordata; Actinopteri; Syngnathiformes; Syngnathidae
Gene: casq1a
Product: calsequestrin 1a
Exons: 11
Coding region: 119-1423 (434 amino acids)
Biological process (GO): regulation of skeletal muscle contraction by regulation of release of sequestered calcium ion
Cellular component (GO): sarcoplasmic reticulum lumen
Molecular function (GO): calcium ion binding
Source: RefSeq, a predicted model, not a curated record